Messenger RNA from Fulvia fulva, 6132 nucleotides. RefSeq names its product Helicase SEN1. The record is from RefSeq and is a predicted model, not a curated record. Gene Ontology annotation, molecular function: helicase activity; ATP binding; transcription termination site sequence-specific DNA binding. Gene Ontology annotation, biological process: termination of RNA polymerase II transcription. Gene Ontology annotation, cellular component: nuclear body. The coding region runs from base 1 to 6132 and encodes 2043 amino acids. NCBI's taxonomy places the organism in Eukaryota, Fungi, Ascomycota, Dothideomycetes, Mycosphaerellales, Mycosphaerellaceae. The transcript has a single exon.
AUGGAGUUCGUGCAGAAGCUCGAAGCGCUCACGAAUCUCGACGCGGGCAUCCACUGGUUCUGCCCACGCACCACCGACGACGAGACCGGUGUUUACUACAUCGACGACAUUGACUCGAGCGAACCAGAGAGCGAGUCUGAGAAGGCGACGCGGCUUUCCAAACUGAAAGAGGCGACGCAGCGGAAGGAAGAUGCUCUAUCAGCCACACAGAUCAUCGCGUUCGACGGAGACGAUGCCAUGCCAUACCAGACGAAGCUCAAAACCCACCUCAAGACACAGCUCACUCGCUGCGAUAUCUGCAUACGGGAGUUCCACCGCUCGAGAGCAUGGCUCAAAUCUCAACUCGAGGCCGAAUAUGCCGCAGACGAAGUACGAACGUUCCUCGACAAAUACGAUGGCAUGAACAACGAGAGAAUCACGACAGGGCUGGAUCAGGCGACUGAGGCUCUCUUGGAUCUCGAACCCAGCAAGCGCAAGAUAACAUCGGCGGGAGAGGCUGGCAUGUAUGCCAUGUUUGAGGCGUUGCAGUGCCGACCAUUCCUUUACAGCGAAGAGCUACUAUCACAGCACUUCGACAAGCCUUUCAGGCUAGCUCAAGCUAACAGGAAGUUCUCUUUGCCCGGUGUAGCUCCUGGCACCGUGGCAUUUCUCUACUCCAUGAAUGCCGAGAGAUUCGCAUGGGCCGAGCGGAAUAUCACCAGACUCAAGCGCAAAAUCUUGCCAUCCGAGUUCGAGUCCAGUGUCAAACCAUUCAUGGAAGGAGCGGCGGGCCGUGUCCAUGUCGUCAACCUUGAUGCGAGAUUUCUGCCUGUCUUUUGGCGCGCCACCCGUAUGCUGCUCGAAAAGUUCGACAAGGAACUGAUUACGAAUUAUCUGCGUGCCAUGGACGUAAACAUUUACACGCUCUCACUCGAGCACUUCCAAGUCCAGCAAGACCACGUUCUCGACAUUUUCGGCUGCUACGGCAUUCUGCUGGAACUUGCGCCUAACGAUUUCUGGGAAGCGAUGGGUGCAGUAUCGCCCUCAAACGUCUUAGACGUGGCAUUUACGACGAAACCUAACCAGUUGGAGACACUAUUCACCUCAAAGCAAGAGUCUGGGCGUGACCCGCAGGCCUACCUUGCGCUGCAAGUCAAGUGGCUGGACGCAUUCGUCAAGAGCAUCAAAGCAAGCAAUCUGGUCCCACCCUUGCGAACCCUCCUGCAGUUGUGCUUGAAGAGAUACCAGGCAGACCAAUACUCACAUUUCGCUAGUACUGCUAUGUGGGAAAGAGGUCUCUGUUGUCUGCAAGAAGCUAUCAGAAUCUUAACCAGAGACCUUGAUGGGGGGCCAGCUUACACUCACUUGAUCGAGGCGGUGUCCAGAGACUACAUCGGAGACAUUCUGGCGCAGCUGGAGGGCAUUGAGAAGAAGGAAGAGUUGCAGAUCACGAAAGAUCAGAAUUCUGCUCUCGACAUCAUUCAGAAUCUUUUGGCUCUCGACGUCAGGAGCCUGUCUCGCGACCGCAGAAUGAUCGAGUCUAAGCGAGAGCUGGAUCAUGAGAUCGGAGUUGCGAGCCUGAACAUCUGGAAAAUGAGUAUGCGCCAUAUCAAACCCGGCCAUUCGUCGUUCGUCAUGUCGAUCAUACGUGGCAUGAAUGGGUUGCUUUCGCUGGAUCUGCUACCUCCCAAAAUCGUGAAAGCAGCGACAAAGACUGCCGAGAGCUGGAACAAUGCUCUGACCAGGAUCCUGGGCUACGUUGCCACGGACUUGCUGGAUCGGCUUGACUCUUUCAAUCAUGAGCAACUGCUUGACCUGAUCGCCCUUCCCGAGGCCAUGAAUGGCAUUGUUUUGCUGCUGUUCAAUGGCAACGAGAUGAUACACGCGAAUGCACUCACCUUGCUGAAGACUUUCAGUGGCGAAGAUAGCCGACGUGAGAGCAUUAUGCACCUCCUCAAGGCUUAUUACAGCAAUGCUAUGUCAGCAUUCGGGCUAUCGUUAAAGGCCGUUAUCAAUGCGCACAUCUUCGGUCCGUGUUCAACGCUGCUCAAGAUUCUGAGAGAUGUCUUCAGCUGUCUUUGCGACGAUCAAGACGGGUUGCUCAGGACAAAGACUAUCUCAGGCGAGACCGAGCUGACGGCUCUUCGAAUCCUGUGGGUCCAUACCUGGAGCUUUCUCGAAAUGGUCUUCUCACGGACGGAGGCUUGGAGCAGUCUCGGUUAUGAUAAAGCUAUGAUGCAGCUGUUCUGUCGCGACACCAUGGACCUUGCUGAAUUCGUAUUCGAUCAGUACGCAGUCAUCGCGAGCACCAUGGAAGGCGGCAGCAUACAAGUGUCUUCUGCCACUGGAAAGCAGCUUCUGCAACAAUCCAACAAAGCAUUCGGGCAUAUCACAAAGUGGUUGCGUCUCAGAGAUGAAUACUUGAUUUCGCGAUGUGUGAGCAUCACGGGUAAAAUGCUCACCAGAUUUCAAGAGGUGAAUAUCAGGAUAAGCGCAGAAAAUUCUACCUGGCUUCAGGAUGUGAUCACCAGCUCAAGUACCAGCAAAUACGCGAAGGUGAAGAACAAGCUGACCAUGAACAACAAGGCUGAGUUGCAGCAGGCUCUGGAGCGACAUCUGGGCGAGUCGCUGUCGGCGUCAGAUCUUUCCGAAACGGAAGGGCCCAAGCGAACUAAGCAAGGCUCGCUGGCCGACUGGGCAGCGUCUGCGGGUGAUCGCUCUGGCUCGUCAACACCGGUGUCUGCAAGCAGGCCCGAAGGCGUUAUCGACCUUGAUACUUGGACUAGCGCUGCAGAGAAGAGGAAGGCCGAAGAGCGAAAGCCGAUGCAGAAAGUGCCGACUCUGGCCUUCCAGAAAGCCGCCAUGAAGAAGCAAGAAGAAGCCAAUGACUUCUUACUCAAGCGGAGGCAGGCCAAAGAAGAGGCGGAUCGUAAGAGGCAAGAAGUCAUUGCAAAGGCGAAAGGACUUGGUGCUGGUAGCGGCGUCGCUGGCAUCGGCAACUAUGGUGCAGACCAUGGCACCGAGGGGCAGACAGUGAUGGUGAACGAUGAUGACCUGGAGUCAGACGACGAUGACGAUGAUCUGGACGAUGAUCUGUUCGGAACGGUCGACAAGCCGAAGAAGCAGCAGCGACCCGGCCUCGACUUUAGCGGCGCCACCGGGCUGAAGCCAGAAGUCAAGAGCGGUCCAACACGAAUACAGAGGACUGCCCGCUCGGUCAAGGAUAUGCGAGCCCGCAUCAAGCCAGCUCUAGGUCCGUUGUAUCAAACUAUGCUAAGCUGGGACUUCUUCCACACGGAUCACUAUCCACCAGGAUCCAGCCCACAGGAUUUCAGGGCUGUGGAGAACUCUUUCAGGGACCCCAUUUCUUAUCAGGCGACUUUCGAACCACUUCUUACACUGGAAGCUUGGCAAGGUAUGGUUCGAGCUCGAGAGGAGAACCAGUCUAAGCCGUACGAGCUCAAGGUACAGAACCGCAGCAAUGUUGAUCAGUUCAUCGAAUUCAGCAGCAUCAUUGGGCACCAAGAAAACAGAGAGGUAGAACUGAGAGAAAGUGACAUUGUCCUGCUCUCUACCUCGAAGAAGCCUGCCGACGAUUCGACGGCAGCUCACUGUUUUGCAAGAGUGCAGAAGACCAAGUUCACGAAAGCACAUAUGGAGAUUGUGUACCAAAUGAUGCCAGCCUCAGCGUUGGCGCCAAAGCUUACUAUGCAGUCAAUAAUUUACGGCCUCAAGGUGACGACCAUAGUCCCGCUAGAACGCCAAUACGGCGCACUCAAAGCCUUGCAAUACUACGAUCUCUGCAACCAGAUCGUGCGCGCAAAGCCGUCAUCGCGAUAUGAGUUCAGCGAAAAGCAGAUAACCUCCAUGCAGGGCGUGUACGGCCUCAACCGCGCGCAGUCAGAGGCUGUCAAUGCUGCGCUCGAUAACGAAGGAUUCUCGCUCAUCCAAGGCCCACCUGGUUCAGGCAAGACCAAGACAAUUACAGCUAUUGUCGGUGGUCUGCUCACUCAGUCUCUGAGCAAUGGUCCUGCAGGCGCGACCCGUAUUACCGUCCCGAAAGGCAACAAUGUCAAUAGCGGCAGUGAUGCCCCGGUGAAGAAGCUUUUGGUAUGUGCACCUAGCAAUGCCGCCGUGGACGAGCUGUGCGUCCGACUCAUGGCUGGGAUCAAGACGAAGCAGGGUGUCAGCCGCAACAUCAACGUCGUUCGUAUCGGCAAGAGCGACAACAUCAGCGCCCAGGUAGCCGAGGUGACCCUAGAGAACUUGGUCCAGAAGAAGUUGGGCGGAACUCAGCAGGACUCAAAGCAGCACGAGAAGGAUCAGCAGAUCUUCGAGGAGCACAAGCAGGUCUCUGCACAGCUUCGAGAGUUCUACCAACGACGUGAUGAGGACGACAGCGGUGACAAGAAGAUGCAGCCGGCAGGCCGUAAGAGACUUGAGGACGAUAUCAAUCGCGUCAAGCGACAGAAAGCAAUGCUCGGCACUCGUAUCGAUAGUCUCAAAGAUCAACGGCGUGACGCAGGGCGUGAACAAGAGCUGAACAAGCGGCGCGUCCAACAGACCGUCCUUGAAGAGGCACACGUAAUCUGUGCUACGCUCAGCGGAAGUGGCCACGACAUGUUCCAGAAUCUCACCAUUGAGUUUGAGAGCGUCAUCAUUGAUGAAGCGGCGCAAUGUGUGGAGAUGGAAUCGCUCAUUCCACUCAAGUAUGGUUGCAUCAAGUGCAUCAUGGUGGGUGACCCGAAUCAGCUGCCACCAACGGUCUUUUCGAAAGAAGCGCAGAAGUUUCAAUACGAGCAGAGCUUGUUCGUGCGCAUGCAGAACAACUUCCCGAACCAGGUCCAUCUUUUGGAUACACAGUACCGUAUGCAUCCCGACAUCAGUUUCUUUCCAAGUGAAACCUUCUACGACAGCAAGCUCAUGGACGGUCCGAACAUGGCAGAACAACGGAAGCAGCCAUGGCACGCCAGUGCUCUGCUGGCGCCGUAUCGUUUCUUCGACGUUGCUGGCCAGCAGCAGACCUCGGCCAAGUCGUUCAUCAACCUGGCAGAGAUUGACAUCGCCAUGAUGCUAUACGACCGUCUGAGGGCAGACUUCAACGAUCUCGACUGGAACAACAAGAUCGGCAUCAUCACCCCGUAUAGAUCGCAACUAAAGGAGCUCAGGCGUCGCUUUCUCAAUAAGUACGGAGAAGGCAUCAAGGACUUUAUCGAGUUCAACACAACCGAUGCUUUCCAAGGCCGUGAGUGUGAGAUUAUCAUAUUCUCAUGUGUGCGUGCUAGCCCGGCAGGUGGCAUCGGUUUCUUGCAAGAUAUCAGGCGUAUGAACGUCGGCCUCACACGUGCAAAGUCCAGCUUAUGGGUUCUUGGUAACUCCGAGAGUCUCUCGAGAGGCAGGUACUGGAAGUUAUUGGUCGACGAUGCCAAGGCCAGGGACCUCCACACUGCUGGUCACGGCCUCAAAGGCAUGUUGAAGAGACCAAGCAGUGACUUCCCUGCGCAGGCGUCCGCGGUGCCUACCCGUUCCAUGCUGGAGAUUAACAAUCAUGUCAGCCAAAUGGGGGCCGAGGUCGAGGGCAGCCGAAACGACGCUACACCCAAUUCCAAAGAACUGCCAUCUUAUACUGGCAAGCGUAAGCACUCUGCGGAUGAAGGGGAUAACAAGUCUGAUAAACCAUUUAAGCAAUCGCGAGACUCGACGCCAGUCACGAGCGCACGAAAUGGCACGGACAGGAUGGAUGGUGUGACCAUUAAGGCUGAGGACAGAAUCCGAGGCAUGAAACAGGAACGCGACCAUACGACAGCCGCAAAGUCGAUCACCGAAGCUGAAGAUGACAUGGACGUUGACAUGGUCGAUGCAGAUGAGGCAGAGCUCGACAAAGCAGGAGACGAUAUGAAGAAGGACACGCCAGAUUCGCUUGUCAAGAACCCGCGACGUUCGGCGACUCCAGCUAACAGCGCAGUCGAUCGCAACGGCGCGAAGAGCGCUUCAGGAUCAAGAGCUGGAACACCUUCGUCCACGACCGAGGAUAGCAAGAACGGUAUCGCGGGUCAGGGAAACGCAAAGCCCGCAGGAGGAAUCGCACCGCCCAGAAAGGCAUUCAAGAGAGCAGCACCGAAUGUCUUCGCGCCUAAGGCGAAGAAGCGUUGA